This is a messenger RNA of Bufo bufo (common toad), 1006 nucleotides long. It is a transcript of the gene TMEM37, whose product is annotated as transmembrane protein 37. NCBI's taxonomy places the organism in Eukaryota, Metazoa, Chordata, Amphibia, Anura, Bufonidae. Gene Ontology annotation, cellular component: membrane. Gene Ontology annotation, molecular function: calcium channel activity; voltage-gated monoatomic ion channel activity. The record is from RefSeq and is a predicted model, not a curated record. The transcript has a single exon. Bases 329 to 886 code for a protein of 185 amino acids.
GGGCACAGGGCAGUGCGAUGGAGGAGGAAGCAGGUGCACAGGGCAGCGCAGUGUAGGGGGGGCACAGGGCAAUGCGGUGCAGGCUGGGGGAGCACAGGGCAGUGCGGUGCAGGCUGGGGGAGCACAGGGCAGUGCAGUGGGCAGCGAGGGCACAGGGCAGCGCAGUGUAGGGGGGGCACAGGGCAGCGCAGUGUAGGGGGGGCACAGGGCAGGGUGGUGCAGGCUGGGGGAGCACAGGGCAGUGCAGUGGGCAGCGAGGGCACAGGGCAGUCAAUGCUGAUAUUCUGUCCUGUAGUUUCCUUCCUAAUGACUGACGUUUUGUCUGCAGAUGGAGAAGACCUCGAUGCCUCGGCCCGGUCCCCGCUCGUUCUUUGAGACCUUCCUCCGGGUCCUGAUCACUCUCAGCGCAGGAUCGGCAGUGGUCUUGUCGUCCAUCUCGGUGUGUGACGGUCACUGGGUCUCCUCGCCCGGGCAGCAGCUUCUAGGUGUGUGGGGCACAUGUGGGGCGCAGUCAGCGUGCAGCCCGGACAUGAGCAGCAUCAGCAGAGCCCUGGUGGGGGUCCGCACACCGCUGACCCUGGCCGUGGUGCUGGCCAUCUUUGGGCUAGAGCUGCUGAUGGUUUCCCAGUUGUGUGAUGACGGACCAUCCCCGAGGCGGUGGUGCAUGGGCUCCGUGCUGCUCCUCGUCGCCUUCCUCCUCUCUGCGGCCGGAACCCUCACCUACAUCUUCCUGCUGAGGGGAUUUGCCCCCGCCUUCACCCUCACCUUCUGGUGUCAGUUCUUUGCCACUUUCCUCUUCUUCCUCAAUGGCGUCAGCGGCCUGUACCUCCACCACCUGAGCCGCCGCAGGCUGGAGCCGCUACAGCCCAACCACAAGGGACCAUAGGGAGACUGUGCGGCCUCUAAACAUGGAGGACACAGCGCAGAAUGGAGCACAUGGUGGAUCCACAUCAUCACAGACUGGAUAUUUGCCCUAUAGGCCCUGUCCCCCCAGGGUGAUGAGUGG